Myotis lucifugus (little brown bat) is the source of this 539-nucleotide messenger RNA. It is a transcript of the gene APOC3, whose product is annotated as apolipoprotein C3. The transcript is spliced from 4 exons. Gene Ontology annotation, molecular function: high-density lipoprotein particle receptor binding; lipase inhibitor activity; phospholipid binding. The record is from RefSeq and is a predicted model, not a curated record. Gene Ontology annotation, cellular component: intermediate-density lipoprotein particle; very-low-density lipoprotein particle; extracellular region. Gene Ontology annotation, biological process: triglyceride homeostasis; negative regulation of low-density lipoprotein particle clearance; negative regulation of very-low-density lipoprotein particle clearance. NCBI's taxonomy places the organism in Eukaryota, Metazoa, Chordata, Mammalia, Chiroptera, Vespertilionidae. Bases 53 to 349 code for a protein of 98 amino acids.
UCUGCCUGCUCAGUUCCUUCCCAGCAGCAGCUGCUCCAGGGACAAAGGCGCCAUGCAGCCCCGGGCCCUCCUCCUCGCUGCCCUCCUGGUGCUCCUGGCCUCUGCCCGAGCACAGGAGGCGGACGAGGACUCCCUCCUGAAACUCAUGCAGGACUACGUGCAGCAGGCCCAGGAGGCCCUGACCAGCAGCGUAAAGGAUUUGUCUAUGGCCCAGGAGGCCAGUAAGUGGAUGUCGAAUGGCUUCAACUCCCUGAAGGACUACUGGAGCUCCCUCACAGUCCCGCUCUCCAACUUGUGGCCCCUGGCCCCUGGGGCCGCCCCAGGGACCACCCCGGCUCCGGCUGUUUAGGCCACCUGAGACCUCAACGCCCCACGCCUGCCUGCCCAUCCAUCCUGUCGGCUCCUUGGGUCCUGCAGCCUCCAAGGCUGCCCCCGAAAUUCGCUCGAAAGGGGCAGCAUUCUCAGUGUCCUCCCCUCCCACCCCCAGACCUGGCCCCAGGCUUGCUGUCUUCCCAAUAAAGCUGCUGUGAGUGGGGCAU